Molecule: messenger RNA, 1161 nt
Organism: Daphnia pulex (common water flea)
Lineage: Eukaryota; Metazoa; Arthropoda; Branchiopoda; Diplostraca; Daphniidae
Exons: 9
Coding region: 1-1161 (386 amino acids)
Cellular component (GO): membrane
Molecular function (GO): ligand-gated monoatomic ion channel activity
Source: RefSeq, a predicted model, not a curated record
AUGUCGAAACUUAUUUCUCGCCUAGCAUUCGUCAUUGUAGUAAACUGUUAUCUGGGCUUAGCUGCCACUGCUGAUUCUUCUCCGAGUUUGAUCACUAACAAGAACUUUGGCCAACUGAACGGUGCACAUCUCAAAUUCGCAGUCGCUCACGCUCCGCCUUCAAACGUGUUGACCAAGGAACCCGGUGGAAACUACACUCACACAGGAAUCAGCACAUUACUUAUCGACUGGCUUUCAAAGAAACUCAAUUUUAAGUACACUUAUUUUUACAUACCCAACAACACGCUGGAAGUUAAAUACGGCAACGUGAGCGAGUUUGUCAUCCUUUUCAGACUUCUUACCAAUAAGGAAGUUGAUGGAUUAGCUGUCCCUGCGAUUGCCACCACACAGAGGAAAAAACCGUGGAUUUCGCAUACUUCGUAUGGACAGAUCCUCACGCCAUUGUGGUGCCUCGACGAGGAGAAGAGCCUCGGCUCCUUGCCUUCACUCGACCAUUUCAAAAACCAGUAUAAACGUGUGGGAGGCAGUGUUCCGGGUUCGCGGUUAAGUUUCCGAAUUCUUAUGGGUGCAUGGUUAUUGGCAGCCAUGGUCUUGGUGAACAGCUAUUCCGGCACAGUCGUUUCCUAUCUGACCGCGCCCAAAAUGAUGCCAUCGAUCAAUACGUUAGACGAUUUAGCAGCCAGCGAAGAUGUUGGCAUACUGAUGGUUGAUAACAACGUCAUGGGACAACAAAUAAUGGACGCUAAAUCCGGUCCAUUAAAGAUACUGGGUGACCAGGUUCGUCGCAAUCCCAGUCGCCUAUUGAAAAACAUGUUGCAAGUAGAAACUCUUUUAGAAACUGGACAUUACGCAUUACCUAUUGCAAGUUACCUUAUUUUUUACUUUCAAACUUUUUGCGACGAUUUUGUUGCCAAUAGUUUCAAGAAGGAGGGACAUUGUCGUUUCAAAACAACCGACCCAAUAACCAGUUCCGCAUUCUUUUCUUUGCUCCUGCAGAAAAACAGCAAAUUCACUUCAGAAUUUUAUUUGGCUCAGAUGAAAGCUUGGGAGAUGGGACUUCCUCCGUAUUGGAUGAAAAUUAACAUCCAGCAGGCGCCCAAGUGUUUCACCAAAAAACGACCGGAAACUGCCAAAAAGAAGCCUAUCGGAAUGGACGAUUAA